AUGUGCCACAGGUCCCUGAGGAAAAAGGAGAGACCUCACAACUUGAGAAUUGUCCUUGAAGACUCCUCCCCAGUGCAGCUGUAUGAGACGGUGUGCUCGUGUGCUGCUGGCAAGGCACUUUGCAACCAUACCGUGGCUCUCCUUUUUCAGACAGCGACCUACUCUCAGCUCCGCCUCCUUGCUGUACCCCCAGUCCUUAGCUGCACCGAGACAGAGCAACGCUGGCACAAGCCAAGGACUAUGGGUGUAAAACCAGGCCGGGUCAGUGAUAUGGUUGUGAUGUCUGCCAAGCCCAAACAAAGGACAGUUGCCAGUGGUGUCAGGAGCACUCUCUACAAGGCGAUGCGGGGGGAUAUGCCUGAUCCUGAUGUUUUGAAAGUGACAGAAGCAUAUGAAGGCUUUUCACCUGACAUAGCACCCCUUAUUACCACCAUGUCCAUCAGUGCUGGUGUCCCGCUGGUCGAGUCAGCUUUGGGAAAAGUUCAGGAGGGCAGCCUGAUCUCUUACCAGCAGCCAGUGCCAGCGAGCCGCAUCCCCUCUGCCUUUGGAUGGCUACAGAUUGGAGCCCACUUGUUGCCAGUUUGUAUGCAGUCUCCACCAGCAACUGCAUCUGCAAUCUAUACUGACCAACUUGGAAAUGGCAAGGGCAAUAGAAGUGGCAACAAGGGACCAGAGUAUGUCUGUGGAGUGGCAUCGGGUCAGAAAGAUGAGAUUAACAUCUUCUCACUUUAGGGAGGUUUGUCAUGUUCGUGGUCAGACAUCAGCAGAACAUCUCGCUGAAAGACUGCUCAGGGGUGUGGCCCAAACAUCGGUCAUGAAAAGAGGUCUGGCAUUAGAGCCACAGGCCAUUCAAGAGUAC
This is a messenger RNA of Sander lucioperca (pikeperch), 859 nucleotides long. RefSeq lists its product as uncharacterized. The transcript is spliced from 4 exons. The record is from RefSeq and is a predicted model, not a curated record. Gene Ontology annotation, molecular function: zinc ion binding. NCBI's taxonomy places the organism in Eukaryota, Metazoa, Chordata, Actinopteri, Perciformes, Percidae. Bases 1 to 732 code for a protein of 243 amino acids.